AAAACAAGUGUUUGUUUUCUAUACUAACUAAUUAUAUGCUUGCUCAGAUUCUUUCUCAUCUUAGGAAUUUUUUUGGACAAGCAGUUGCCUUCAAUUCUGUCAUUCUACAACUUUCAUGUAUGUAAACACCGAGGUGACAUUCACAUGAUUAGAUUUGAUCAGUUCCUUAGGCUUGACAUUGGUUACAGUAGUAUUACAACUGGGUCUCAGCAUCAGAGGAAAUAUCAUAGUUACUUUUGAUCAUCCAUUCCUUGAUUUGGCCAUAUGAAUUCUAUAAAUAACAUGUAUAAUAUAUGCCUGUGGGGGAAAGAUUUUUUUUUUUUUUUUUGGUUGAAUUUUAAGUUACAUAUUUUAAUAUGUGGAUGAUUUUUAGCUGUGUCAGAUGAGCAUACUGUCAAAAGGCACUGUCUUUGAAUUGGCUAGUCAUAUUCAUGGGUUGUGCUCUCUCAAAGAAAAGCAAGCAAACUCCUGGGUAUGAAGAGCCCGCAGUUCUUGCUGCUGAAACACCUUUUACUGUUAGUGAAGUUGAAGCCUUGUAUGAGCUAUAUAAGAAACUAAGCAAUUCAAUCUUCGCUGAUGGGCUCAUUCACAAGGAAGAACUCCAGCUUGCUCUUUUCAGGAACAAAAAUAGGAGGAAUCUUUUCACUGACAGGAUCUUUGAUUUAUUUGACAUCAAGCAUAAUGGUGUUAUUGAGUUUGGAGAAUUUGUUCGAUCGUUGGGUGUGUUCCACCCAAAUGCGCCAGUUGCAGACAAAAUUGCAUUUGCUUUCAAACUUUAUGACCUCAGGCAAACUGGCUUCAUAGAGCAUGAGGAGUUGAAGGAGAUGGUGUUGGCACUCCUGCAUGAAUCAGAGUUGGUUCUUUCAGAAGAUAUUGUUCAAACAAUUGUGGAUAAGACAAUUAAUGAAGCAGAUUUAAAAGGUGAUGGAAAAAUUGAUCCCGAUGAAUGGAAAGAAUUUGCCUCAAAGCACCCAUCUUUGUUAAAGAACAUGACUCUCCCAUUCUUAAAGGAUAUAAACUUAGCAUUUCCGAGUUUUGUGGUAAGUUCCGAGGCUGAGGAUUCAGAAGUUACUGCAGCAACUCAAAAUUUGAGUAACAAUGUUGAAAAAGGACCGUGGAUUUGCACAACCCCAUCUCCAAUGUGAUAUGGAAAGGCCCGAAGAAUGAGUUUAUGGCCCUUUCCCCUUAGGCAUAUAAGGAUUACAAGUUACAGCCCUGUUUUGCUAUCAUCAAGCAGUUUAAAUAGUCUUACAAUGCAGGGAGUAUGGUAUAGAGAAAUUAUUGUACAUAGCCUUUGCAUAAUGCUUGUGUAUUUAGAGCAUCAAAAUUUAUGUAAAAAUAGUUGUAGACGUAUAUCUGCAUGUGCUCCUUGUAGUUGAACUUAAACAUGGUCGCCAUUAUUUCCCUUUGGAAGCUCAAAACUUUGUGUUUUGCUCAUCAUGACAGGAAAAUGCUUGGAAUGCUGGUGAAUAAAUUACAGAAAAUGGU
This is a messenger RNA of Rubroshorea leprosula, 1488 nucleotides long. NCBI's taxonomy places the organism in Eukaryota, Viridiplantae, Streptophyta, Magnoliopsida, Malvales, Dipterocarpaceae. The record is from the annotation of a GenBank genome assembly.